Messenger RNA from Penicillium bovifimosum, 3345 nucleotides. Its product is annotated as DUF3591 domain-containing protein. Bases 1 to 3345 code for a protein of 1114 amino acids. Gene Ontology annotation, molecular function: RNA polymerase II general transcription initiation factor activity; RNA polymerase II general transcription initiation factor binding; histone acetyltransferase activity. Gene Ontology annotation, biological process: transcription by RNA polymerase II; RNA polymerase II preinitiation complex assembly. The record is from RefSeq and is a predicted model, not a curated record. The transcript has a single exon. Lineage: Eukaryota; Fungi; Ascomycota; Eurotiomycetes; Eurotiales; Aspergillaceae. Gene Ontology annotation, cellular component: transcription factor TFIID complex.
AUGCCUCACGCAACCCGCAAAGCCCCGGAGGCCGAGGACGAUGCCGACUUUGACGAUGUGAUGCGACAACUGAACAACUACGGAGACAGCGGCCCCUCUCUUGAUUUUCUAUCGCGUGAUCUGGAAGUUGGCGAAAAGGCGGAUGACGCGAUCGAUUACGAGGACUUUGACGAUGACGAACUUCCGGAUGAAGAAAUAGUCGGGCCCCCGACUACGACCCUCCCUGCAGCACAAGACGGUCAAGACCCUUUCGCGAACCUAGGCUCAGAUGACGCCGCUCUCUUCGGGAAUGGCGAUGAUCUUUUCGGUGAUCAGCCAGAUGCGGCUCAGGGCCAGGAUGACAACCUUGACGACCUCUUUGGCGAAGGCUCUUUUUCGCCGCCUCAUGCUGGACAGGAGGACCCUUCCCGUGGUCUGUUCGAAGACGAAGAAAUGCCACUCGCGGAUACGUCCAUGGAAUUGCCACCCCUCUCGGCAGCUCCGCAGGCGCAGCCGGAAGAAGUCAUGAUGGACGAGGAUGAAUUCGCGGAUGACGACAGCAUCAUGUCUGAGGACAUGAACCCAGUUGAACUCCGCGCUUGGAAACUCCAACAGCAGUUGUUCGCCAUGUCAGGCGUUGAAAACCCGCCUGCUCCGCUUGAGAACCGCGAAGAGAUUCUACAUUCGUUGUUCCCCUCCUUCGAUCGCAACACUCUCCCACGAUGGCUGGAGUUGAUUCCUCACAAAAAAGCUAUUUUUAUUGGGAAACAGCCCACCAAGCCGCCUAAGCCUGUAUUGCCCACUAAGGUUAAUAUUGAGCUGGCGCCUGAUCAUGAACGUACAUUCCGGACCGGUCAGCCCCUCAAACGUGGCCUCGAUCAUGAAGCUCAUGGCCUGGUGGUGAUCACACAAUCCUCCCCAGAGGACGAAGAAGAUGAGGAGGAGGACACAAGAGAUGAGAUUGACAUGAUGGAUGUGGACGGUGAAGUGUUGCCCGGUGGUUUCACCAUGCAAGAUCUUCGAACGAUCUGCGUCGACUGGGAUGUCAAAGAUGAUAUCUCCAGUGUUGAUGAGGAGGAGAAGCCAGUAGCAGGAAACAAAGAUACUUUGUUCGACGACGAUGACCAGGAUUGGCUUGUGGAAAAUGAGGUCCCUAACAAGAAACGGAAGACAGGCCCAACUCCGAUGGAUGUUAUUGCUCUGUCACACAUCGAUAUCCCAUUAUUGGACGACCCGCAACAAGCAACAUCGAAGAUUGCAAAGAAGGUCAUCAUUGAUCUCAAUGAUCCUAACAUUCUCGUCGAUGAAUUAAGAGCUGAGGCCGUAGCCAAUAAGCCGAAGCACGCUGCUCCUCGCACCAGGGAUGAAGUGGACCUGAAUUUGACACGCCGUCUCACUCAGCGAUAUAACAUCUCGAAUGAUCAAGCAUAUGACAUGCUGAAGCAGAAUCACCAGAACAAGAUUCGCAGUACUCUUGGCAACGUGACGCUUGAGCACGCUUUGCCUGCCUUGCGUUUGCAGUGGCCCUACUACAAAACUGAGUUGGCCAAGGCUGAAGCUAGAUCCUUCCACCGACCUGCCAUGGCCUUCCGACCUGGCCAAACGUCUUGGUUCAAGAACCCUGCUCACUUUAAACGCAAACACUUGCGUGGGAAGGAUGCGAAGACAGUCUUUGACUCUACUCAGUCACUGUCUAUGGGAGACAACUCCAACGUUCUGCUGGUCGAGUACUCUGAGGAGCAACCCAUGACACUCGCCAACUUUGGAAUGUGUAACCGAUUCAUCAACUAUUAUCGUCGAAAGAAUAUCGAUGAUCCCACUCGCCCGAGGGCCGACAUCGGCGAAACAGCUGUGCUCUUGCCACAAGACAAGAGUCCUUACUCGAUCUUCGGUCAUGUUGACCCCGGCGAAAUCUCUCCAGCAAUCUCAAAUUCCAUGUAUCGCGCACCUCUUUUCCAGCACCAACCCAAGUCAACGGACUUCCUUGUCGUUCGCAGCACCACUGGAGCCAAUGGCAGUAACUACUUUGUGCGCAACAUUGAAAACUUUUACGUUGCCGGACAACAAUUCCCGUCUGUCGACAUUCCUGGGCCGCAUUCGCGCAAGGUGACCACAGUCGCCAAGAAUCGCAUGAAGAUGCUGGUUUAUCGUCUAUUGAAAAAGAGUCCCGAUGCGCGACUCGCAAUCAGUGACGUUACUGCUCAUAUUCCAGGCACUACCGAUAUGCAAAAUCGGCAGAAGGUGAAGGAUUUCCUUCAGCACGACAAAGAUACAAAAUAUUGGAAACCAUUAGAUCCAGUUCUCCCUGACCAAGAUACAAUCCGCUCAUGGGUCCAGCCGGAAGAUGUUUGUCUUCUGGAAUCUAUGCAAAUUGGACAGCAACAUCUCCACGACACCGGUUAUGGCAACGAUGCCGAAACUGGCGGUGAAAACGAAGAGGACGAAGAACACGAGAGCUUCGAGCAGCAGAUGGCUCCCUGGAAGGCGACUCGCAACUUUUUGCUGGCCUCCCAAGGUAAGGCCAUGCUGAAGCUCCAUGGUGAAGGAGACCCCACCGGCCGUGGCGAGGGUUACAACUUCAUCAAAACAAGCAUGAAGGGUGGCUUCAAGGCCAUUGGCGAAAGUGUUGAGGACAAGCUGGACGCACAGCGACUCAAGGAACUAGGUGGCCACAGCUACAACGUUGCCCGUCAACAAAAGUCAUACGAAACCUCCAUCCGCCGAAUUUGGGACGCUCAAAAGAGCAGUCUGUCUUCCACCAUUGAGCACUCCGACCAGGAGAGCGAUGUCGACCAAGGAGACGAAUACCGCGACCAAUUCAACAAGCCAACACCUCGCUCCGAAGCACCAACACCGGGUCCCUACCGUCGCGACGACGAGACCACCUCCCAAUUUAGCAAAAUGAGUUUCAACAGCCAGCGCGGCAAAGUCCUGCGCAUCACCCGCCAGGUCAAAUUAGACACCGGCGAAAUCGUCGAAAGGGAACAACACGUCUUCGAUCCCCGCGUCAUCAGACACUACAUUCAACACCGCCAUCACAGCGAAGCAAUGCACACGAAACUCGAAUCUCUCCAGCCGACUGGCGACCCGGAAGUCGACGCCCGCAACAAGAAGCUGAUCGAGGCCGAACUGGGCCGUUUAAACAGAAACAAAGAGCGUCGUUUCGCCCGCGAGAAACAAAAGGGUAUUCCCCGUUCCGGCGACCCCGAUGGCAGACCUGCUGGUACCCAGCGCAAAUGUGCCAACUGUGGGCAGGUUGGUCAUAUUAAGACGAACAAGAAGCUUUGUCCGUUGCUCAAUGGUACUAUGAAGCCUGAGGACCGUGUUACGGAUUCGGCUUUCUCUAUGAGCGCGCCUGUUCUGUGA